AUGCCUGCAGCAUUGACUGUUGAUGGGCCCAAGGUCAUUGUCCUCACCGACGAGGAACGAGACAGUGGUUUUAUGAGUGAUCAGAAUCUCUACGAUGCUAUAGAGGCCUUUUUCACCGAUGGCCUGGUUGUCGUUGAAAAUGCCAUUGAUGUAGCAAUAGUCGACAAACUAAAUAACAGGAUGUUGCAAGACACCGAGAAGCUUCUUGGUGGUGCUGGUGAAGUGCACUUCAACCACUUGAAUGUCAAUGCCGCAACCAAGGGUCCAGCAGCAGGGGGAAACUUGUCACAAGUCCCACCACUAGACAAAGAAUGGCUUUUUCCGGAAGUAUAUGCCAACAAACACGGAGCUAGAAUUGUGUCAAACAUCCUCGGUCCACGACCUGAAGUUCACUUCAUUCGCUCCAAUACACUACUAGCCACAGAGGAGCGUCAAAUGGUUCAUGCCGACAUUCGGUUCGAGCAUCCAGAGCAUCCUUUCGCAAUCGCCUUCAACACCUGCCUCGUUGAUACCGGCCCCGAGAAUGGCACUACUGAGCUAUGGCUAGGCACACAAAACACGAACAUCAGUGAUCAUCGUGAACUCGGAGAGCCCAUGAUCGCAGAACACAAAUUGGAGGCGCGCCGGAAAAUCAGGCCACCAUGCUAUCCCAGGAUCAAGAGGGGUUCGAUCGUGCUACGAGAUCUAAGAUUAUGGCACGCCGGAAUGCCAAAUCCCACGUCGGAUGUACGAAUUAUGCUUGCUAUCGUCUACUACGCUGCCUGGUACAAGAACGGCGUCAAAACGCCCAUGCCGCAUUCUCUUCGUCCAACCAUCGAGUCAUUGGAGAACUAUGCUCAAUCCAAGUUCGCGGUUGACUGGGUUCCUGACGAGGGUUAUAAUUAUCUCAAUAUCAAAUUCAGCAACGAUUUUAGUUCUACACUUACGCCAUUAGAUAAACCCAUCAUGUCAGCAUGCCAGAUCAAUCUGUACUCCAACCAACCGACGUCAAAUACCGAGGUUUCGUACCAGAAAGCUUUCCCUAAAGAAUUUAUCAUGGCUGAAAUCGACGGCCCGGCAGCCUUCAAGGCGAACCCGGAAGAGAAAGCCAAGCAAAAGUACUCGAUCAGCACGCUGCAACAGAUCCUAGUCAAGAUGCAUGAGGACGGCCUCGUCGUUCUCGAAGACGUAGUUGACAUCGCCCAUGUAGACACCAUCAACGACUACAUGCAAAAAGAGACCGAUCAUCUGCUAGAAAAACCCGGAUCAUACUUCAACCACGGCGUUCGCUCAAACAUUCUUCACUGCGCCCCACUCAAACCAGGAUAUAUCUUUGAAGACAUCUACAUGAAUCCAUUCGUGAUCCAAGUGAUGAAUGCAUACCUCGGCGCUCGCCCGCGCUGGAACUUCAUCACGGGGAACAACGCGCUCAGACAUACAGCCGGUCUGCGCCAACCAGUUCACAAGGAUAUCCGAUGGCCUGACCAUGUCACAGCCCCAUUCUAUGUAAUCGCCAACGUGCCACUAAGCGACUUCUCGCCUGCAAAUGGCUCGACGGAGUUCUGGCUAGGAUCGCACCGGGCCACGACUUCAGAUGAUCAGGCCUAUGACGAGGAUGGGAAUAUUACGUGCAAUGUGAAAGAGGAACGACUGGAGCAGCGUCGCUCUGAAAGGCCACCGAUUCAGGUCCGUAUGAAAAAGGGGAGUAUCUCGUUAAGAGAUCUCCGUUUGUGGCAUUGCGGUAUGCCCAAUCCGAGUGAUGAGCACCGGAUCAUGCUGGCGACGGGGUAUCAGGCUCGAUGGUAUCCAAAUUACACCCAGAGAUUGAAGCUACCUGAGAGUUCUCUCAACUUCUUCCACCAUGAUGAUAUUGAGAUUAUGGCGAAUUUUGUGAGCGAUGAAGAGGUUGAACAGAGCCAGCACACUUUGAAUUUCAGUUUUAUGCCUAGUGUUUGA
This is a messenger RNA of Talaromyces atroroseus, 1935 nucleotides long. RefSeq lists its product as hypothetical. NCBI's taxonomy places the organism in Eukaryota, Fungi, Ascomycota, Eurotiomycetes, Eurotiales, Trichocomaceae. Bases 1 to 1935 code for a protein of 644 amino acids. The transcript has 8 exons. The record is from RefSeq and is a predicted model, not a curated record.